GUGAAUAGCCAGUGUAAUCUGACACUUCAACUUGCGGAGCUCCACGGUAGUUGAUUCAGUCACUGACUCGCACCGUCUCCGGGGCUCUCACGUCGGUCUUUGUGGAGUGGAGGCAGCGGCGGAGCGGAGGAGCGCAGCGGCGGCGGAAACACGAGGCUCUUUGGAGGAACAAUACGCGGAUUUGCCACCGAGGUCCGAGCGGAAAAUCACCGCUACCAGAGGAAGGGUCAGCAAGGGACCGUGCGUGAGGAAUACAUGAGGGGUGGGUUGGGGGAGGGGGCGGCCACCACAGCGGCAGUACCACCAAGGUCAAAGUUCACACAGACUCGCCUCUGUGAUUGAUGAGGAUUAAGAAGCAGAUUUUGCCUAAUAGGAAACACAGGAACGUCCUCAUCCACCGCACUGGGUAAAGAACCUUUAAUGGCGUCCCGGUAGAGACAUCAAGAUGAACACGUUACCAUCGAUGGACCGGCACAUCCAGCAGACCAAUGACAGGCUGCAGUGCAUCAAACAGCACUUACAGAACCCGGCCAACUUCCACUCGGCGGCCACAGAGCUGCUCGACUGGUGUGGAGAUCCCCGGGCCUUCCAGCGACCUUUCGAGCAAAGUCUCAUGGGAUGUCUGACGGUGGUGAGUCGAGUUGCUGCGCAGCAGGGGUACGACUUGGACUUGGGCUACAGGUUGCUGGCUGUGUGUGCCGCCAACAGGGACAAAUUCACCCCCAAAUCUGCAGAAACCAGCACCUGCAGGAGAUGUCAGAGUGACUCAGCCCUGCUGUCGUCGUGGUGCGAGGAGCUGGGUCGUCUCCUCCUGCUGCGUCACCAGAAGAACAGGCAGAACGAACCGCAGGGAAAAGUCCCCAUGCAGCCCAGCAUGAGCAGCAUGAAGCCCGGCCUCACGCACAGUGAUGGAUCCUUUCCCUAUGACUCUGUCCCCUGGCAACAAAACACCAACCAGCCCCCUGGGUCCCUGUCCGUGGUGACAACGGUGUGGGGCGUGACCAAUACGUCACAGAGUCAGGUGCUGGGUAAUCCGAUGGCAAACAGCAAUAACCCCAUGAAUCCUGGGGGUAACCCUAUGGGACCCGGUAUGUCUGCCAGCGGAGCAGGACUCAACUCACCUCAGUUCAGUGCUCAGCAGCAACAGUUCCAAAACAAAGGCGGCUCCAACCAACAGUACAUGCAGCAGGGCAUGUACGGCAGGCCUGGCUACCCUGGUGGUCCUGGGGGAUACAGCGGAAGUUAUUCCGGAGGCCCAAACACUCCUCAAGGAGGUAUGGGAAUGACCUCCCACACACGUCCUGCUGGUGACUUCACGCAGCCAGCUGCCGCUGCUGCAGCAGCUGCCGUCGCUGCCGCUGCUGCUACGGCAACGGCCACAGCAACAGCCACGGUAGCAGCUAUGCAGGAAACCCAGAAUAAAGAUAUGAACCAGUAUGGACAGAUGUGUUCAUCGUUCCAAAUGGGCCCCACUCAGACCUACAACAGCCAGUUCAUGAACCAGCCAGGCCCACGAGGGCCCCCUGGAGGCAUGAAUCCAGCCAGCAUGGGAUCACCCAUGAGCAACCCCAACAUGAGUGGUCCUCCCAUGGGCAUGAACCAGGCUCGAACCCCAGGCAUGGGGCCUUUUGGAGCUCACGGCCAGAGGAUGCCACAGCAGGGGUAUCCUGGAGUACCCCGACAGGGUGUGCCCAUGCAGGGGAUGAAGAGGCCGUAUCCUGGGGAGGCAAGUUACGCAGCUCAGCAAUACGGGCCAAACAGUCAGUUCCCGCCACAGCAGGGGCAGUACCCAUCAUCGAACCCCUCCAGGCCGCUGCCCUCUCCUAACUACCCCGGGCAGAGGAUGCCAGGGCAGCAGAGCCAGGGACAGUACCCACCCGGGAUGCCCAUGGGCCAGUAUUAUAAGCAAGAGCCCUUCAAUGGUCAGAGCACCAACUUCUCUGGAGGUGGUUACUCCUACGGUCAAGGCAAUGGGCCUCCCCGGCCCGUAAACUACCCCCACUCCCCUGUCCCUGGAAACCCCACACCCCCCAUGACCCCAGGAAGUAGCAUCCCUCCGUACCUGUCGCCAAACCAGGAUGUGAAACCCCCGUUUCCACCCGACAUGAAACCAAAUAUGACAGCACUUCCGCCCCCUCCAAGUGAGUACACCAGCAAUACUGAAGCAACUGGAUCAUUUCAUCCUCAUCUGCGUGACCUUGACCCCCCUCCCCCCCCUGUUUUUCUCUGUCCUCCAGGUAACCCCAACGAAGAGCUGCGGCUGACAUUCCCCGUCAGGGAUGGAGUGGUGCUAGAGCCGUUCCGCCUGGAGCACAACCUGGCUGUCAGUAACCACGUCUUCCACCUUCGACCCUCCGUCCACCAGACCCUCAUGUGGAGGUCAGACCUUGAGCUGCAGUUUAAGUGCUACCACCACGAAGACAGGCAGAUGAACACCAACUGGCCCGCCUCCGUCCAGGUCAGCGUCAACGCCACGCCUCUCACCAUCGAGCGGGGUGACAACAAAACCUCCCACAAAGCCCUGCACCUGAAGCACGUAUGCCAACCUGGGAGAAACACCAUCCAGAUUACAGUCACGGCCUGCUGCUGUUCCCACCUGUUUGUGCUGCAGCUGGUCCACAGACCAUCUGUGCGCUCCGUCCUCCAGGGGCUCCUGAAGAAGAGGCUCCUUCCUGCAGAACACUGCAUCACCAAGGUUAAGAGGAACUUCAGCAGUGUGGCGGCCUCGGCAGGCAACACCACUCUGAAUGGGGAAGAUGGCGUGGAGCAGACGGCCAUUAAAGUGUCGCUGAAAUGUCCCAUCACCUUCCGACGCAUCCAGCUACCGGCACGAGGGCACGACUGCAAACAUGUCCAGUGUUUUGAUCUGGAGUCCUACUUACAGCUCAACUGUGAGCGGGGGACAUGGAGGUGUCCUGUGUGCAAUAAAACGGCAUUAUUAGAAGGUCUGGAGGUGGACCAGUACAUGUGGGGAAUCCUCAACGCCAUACAAAACUCAGAGUUUGAAGAGGUCACUAUAGACCCGACAUGUAGCUGGCGACCUGUCCCCAUCAAGUCGGAGCUACACAUCAAAGAGGACCCCGACGGACCGCUCACCAAGCGCUUCAAGUCCAUGAGCCCCAGUCAGAUGACCAUGCCCAAUGUGAUGGAGAUGAUCGCCCAGCUAGGGCCUGGUCCCGGCCCAGGACCCGGCCCUGGACCCGGACCCGGUCCCAGUCCCUACCCUCCACAUCCUAGUCAACAUACAAGCGGGAACGGUGGAGAUUACCCAGGAGCAGGCAACAGUUACCACAGCCAGGGGCACUUUGACUUCCCUCAUGGGAACCCCUCUGGUGGUGGGGUUGGAGGAGGCGGCGGAGGUGGUCCCCCUAUGAGUGACUUCAUCCACGGCCCCCAGCUCUCGCACCCCCCGGAUGGACAUGGCGGCCUCCUCUCGCAGGACAAGCCCCUGAGCCACAGCAUGAACGAUUCAAUGUCCCAUCCCGAUCAGUCCCAUAGCUCCAUGCAGCAGAGCUUGCAUGCGUCUCCCCACCCCGGCAGCCAAACAGGGCCGCCCUUGCAUCACGGCGGCCAGUCAGGGCAGCCCUUGCAUCACGGCGGCCCGUCAUCGCAGCCGCAUCGCCAGUCGCAGCCUCAGCCGCCGCCCCUGCCUCAGCAGGCCGGGCAGAACAGUCACCCCCACGGCGAUCUGAACUUUAACCCCUCCUCAGAUGGGCAGAUGGGUCAGGGAGCGCAGGAUAUGCCUGAACCCUCCCUGGAUCUGCUUCCAGAGCUGGCGAACCCGGACGAGUUACUAUCGUACCUGGACCCCCCCGACCUCCCCGCCAACAGCAACGACGACCUUCUCUCCCUCUUUGAGAACAACUAGCCCCUCCCCCUCCCCGUACGAACCCUCCUGCGCCUACAGGAGCGGUGACGUGUUUGACUGUCCGUCCACAGACACUUCACCCCCCUCCUCCAAAUAGACACUUCAAGCAGCUUCCGAUGCUCAUACACACACACACACACACAGAUACAGUGUGGGAGGGGAGCCCGGCGGAAAAAGGGGGGCACCUGUUUUGGGAACUCCCAACGGAGAACGCAGGAACGCCGCUCAUCUCCGAGCUCCCCCUCCCUCUUUUUUUGUUCCUCCUGUAAAGAUUCCACGCACCAGUUCCACCGCCUCUGACUCGAAACACACACCAUUUACAGCCAUGUUUUGGCGGGCACUAAAAUGAUAUUAUAUAUAUACAUAUAUAUGAUAUUUGUGACUUUACAACUGAAAACUGUGCAGCUAUAAUCGUCUUGUGUGACAACACAGAGGAGAGCGGAGCCUUUGUGGGCUUCAGGAAAAGUGUUGUAGCUUUGUUUUUAUUUUUUCUUUUGUUUUUUUUAAAUUAUAAUUUUCCUUUUGUGAAAAAAAAAACGAAAAGUCCAAGGGAAAAACAUUGUCUUGUAAGAGUGUUUUUAUCCUGUUUGAAAUGUGUUCUUCCAAAACUUUGGCACAUGCCAUGCCCUUUGACCCCCCCCUCCUCAGUGUGUGUGAGUCUGUGUGUGUGAGUGUGUGUGUGAGAGAGAGAGAGAGAGAGAGAGAGCAAGAUGAAUAACUGGAACUCAUCAGAAUCCCAGCACUGAAAGGAUGAGCUUAUAUGUCCUCCGGUGUCAACAGAGGAAAAAAGUGCGCACUGUGCAACGUCGUGUGUGUGAGCGUGUCGUUAUGUGUGUGUGUGUAUAUACAUAUUUCUGUGUGUGUGUUUUAUGUCUUCCCUUUUGUUUGCAUGUGAGCGUUAGUGAAAGACGGCGGGGGGGAGAGAAAGUUGGAGACGGAGGAGGGAAGAGAAACAUCAACUGAAAUAACCGUCUCUCUCUCCACCCAGGCUGUAGCUGUUGUAACGUUUCCGCUCGUCCUCACCGAACCCUGCACCAUUUUGUUCUCAAGUGCAUGUGUGCCAACGGCUCCUGUUGUCUUAGUCCAGCCUAAACGUGCUUGAUCAAAUCAUUUUCUCUCACGUCUUGAUAUUUAUUAUUUUAUUUCGUUGGUUUUUUUUAGGUGUUGUCCUUUUUUAAAAAUGUGUUUUACCUUUUGUCCCACGUCGAAAUGAAUCAGACACACGUCACCAAAGUUUUUUCGUCAAGGUUUCGACAUCCGGCAGAUGAUUUUAAAAUCGCUGUGUUUUAUACAAACGUCUGCGUGAUUGUUCCGAGCUUCCUGUUUAUUCGUUUUCUUUUCACAUCUAAUUGGGGAAAAACAUUCUGCAUGGUCCAACAGUGUUUCCAGAGCUGUUGUAAAUACCCUUUGUGAAUACUCCCUUUGUGAGUACUGUACAGUGCUGUACCUAAUCUAUUACUGCAACUACACGGUACUGUAUGUCUGUCCAGGACUACACACACUCACAGACACACACAGAAUCCCUUAUAACUAACAUUGUAACCGAUUGAUCCAAAUGCACUCUCACUGGCCUUGUACCCUGUGUAUUGUGUACAGUUUCUUUCCAUUAGCCUGUGACAAUGCAUCAGCAAAAAAAGGAAUAUUUGAAUUAUUCUGCAAGAAAGUUGUGAUUAAUUUUUUUUUUAUUUCAUACAUGUACGUGUACAAAAGUUAGCAGGGUUUUUUUGUCUAAAAUUCUGCAGCCUCGAGUUCCAAAAUUCUCCAAAAAUGAUUUAAUAUUAUUGUUAUUGGAACAAGUGACCUCGUCCUCUUUAUUUAAAGUGAGAAUGUGCAAACUGAUUGUUUCGAGGCCUGAUAAUGAGCUUUGAUAACCAUACUGAGCAAAAACAAGUGUGACUAUGAUUUUCAUCACAUUUUAUAAUGUUCGGCGGUUUAAGUUAUUAUUUUUGUCCAAUGUUUUUUUUUUUAUGAUAUAAUUUGGUUUACACGGUUUUAUGCAGUACCAUCAGUGAAUUUUAAAACAUGCUGGUGGCUGAAAUUUGCCCCGUUUUGAUAUUUGAAGAACCUGAUUGGGCUUCACUGGAUCGUUAGAGUCGAUAGAAUCACCGGGUUUCACAGUCGAGGGAUCGGAUGUUGUUUGUUUCUAUGUUUGUCGCAGACAGUGCACUGCCUCAUCGCGAUGUUUUAUUUGCCUACACAGUGUGUAACUGUAACCUCUCACAAAAAUCACAUGUACGUAAUCUGAGCGACACAAAUCGUACUGUCCGAUCGCAGCCGUUGGAAACUGAGCUGAGGAUCUGAAAGAGGAUUAAUAUUGUAAAGUGAAAAUUUGAGGGAGACCCUUCUCCCGUUCGCAUCACGAGGAAAGGUCGUGGCUGAGGGACGUAAGGGACACGUGUAUAUACUGUAAAUGACAAAUAGAGACACGUUAACAGAAAUGUAUUCAUUUUCUCCAGGGGGAGUGUGCAUAGUGUAUUUAGAAUUUGUAAAGCUUGCAUCCUCCUGUCAGACAUUGAAUUGGGAAAAUGUGUUUGAUUGCGUCUGUGCGGACCUCUCUAACCACGCCUGUUCAUUUAUGUAAGAUACUUUAUGUGCCCCUCCACGCGGGGUUUCCGAGAAAAAAAAAUCAAGACAAUUUUUCUUUUGUGUAAUAUUAAAACCUCUGUGUAUUUCUCUAUUACCUGUGUACUUUAUAAAGGUGCUACGAAAUUAUUAAAACCUUUUGAGGUAUAAUUGGGACUUGGAGACAUGGAGCUCUGGGUGGCUCUUAAAGGGUUGUUUCCAAAUUUACAGUUUGUAAAAAAGAUUUUUGUCAAAUUUAUAAUUUUUAUGCAAUUUGGCAAAAUAUGCUAUAAGGUACAAUCUGAAGUGAUUGGCACAACAGGUGGCAGUUGUCUCUUUGGUUUUGUACAUUCUAUGUACAAUCAUUUCAUAUUCUAAACUGGUCAGAAAAACAUUGUGAUUUUUAGUCUUGCAAAUCUGUAUGUAGUUAGAUGAUGUGACAUCCUAAUAUUUAUCUAAUAAAUAUGUAUUCAGAUGAAACACA
Hippoglossus stenolepis (Pacific halibut) is the source of this 6914-nucleotide messenger RNA. It is a transcript of the gene zmiz1a, whose product is annotated as zinc finger, MIZ-type containing 1a. Gene Ontology annotation, biological process: protein sumoylation; regulation of transcription by RNA polymerase II. Lineage: Eukaryota; Metazoa; Chordata; Actinopteri; Pleuronectiformes; Pleuronectidae. The coding region runs from base 446 to 3868 and encodes 1140 amino acids. The record is from RefSeq and is a predicted model, not a curated record. Gene Ontology annotation, molecular function: zinc ion binding; SUMO ligase activity. The transcript has 24 exons.